This is a messenger RNA of Plasmodium fragile, 337 nucleotides long. RefSeq lists its product as uncharacterized. The record is from RefSeq and is a predicted model, not a curated record. The annotation marks the transcript as partial. NCBI's taxonomy places the organism in Eukaryota, Apicomplexa, Aconoidasida, Haemosporida, Plasmodiidae. The transcript has a single exon.
GCCUACCACUUCGUCCGCCCCCCCCCUGUGGGCGCGCAAAAUAGACCAGAAGGAAAUAAAGCGGAGGAAAAAUUACCAGUACGCAUUAAAACACAAGUACGAUAAAAACGGAAGAAGGAUAAAGGAUAUUAACAAAGAAAAAAAAUCUGUUAAAAAAAAAAAGCUGUUUGACUACGAAGGCUUUAAAGUGGAUAAAAUAUUUGCAUGCCUGAGUGAGGAGGACAUGCAGGAGUUGCGCGAUGAGGAGUUGAAACGCAAGUCCGGUGAAAUUCUCCACAACAAUAAAUAUAUUGACACGUACGGCGUGGAGUCGGAGACGGACCUGGGCGACAUGUGA